Molecule: messenger RNA, 373 nt
Organism: Sodiomyces alkalinus F11
Lineage: Eukaryota; Fungi; Ascomycota; Sordariomycetes; Glomerellales; Plectosphaerellaceae
Exons: 1
Coding region: 121-321 (66 amino acids)
Source: RefSeq, a predicted model, not a curated record
CUUACCGCCUGUCAAAACGCACCGGAAUCCAAGACUAUGUGACAGGUAAAAACAGCUCCAUUGGCAAUUGUGUCCCCAUGGAUUCAUAAUGUUGGAAUCCCCGACACACUGAUUACUUCAAUGGUUACAACUCGGUUCAUCGUACUAGACGUGACAGGGUGGACUGAGAUGGACAAGUCAUGCAGACCAUGGCCCGUGAGAUGUAUUGCGUCCAUGAAGACGUCUCUAAAAAGAAAUGCAAUCUCUUGUCGCCGCAGCAUGUACGGAUGCGCCCAGAUAGAACAAGAAGAAAAGAAAAGAAAAGACAGUGCGCCCUUUUAACGCCCUCGCUGCAAUAAGCCAAUCCCAAGACCAUUCCCAGUCCAAUGCCACC